AUGUCGUCCGUAAGCGCCUCUCGACUCUUGCUGCCUUCUAUUGAGCGAUCACUCUGCUCAAGAUGUAUGUAUCGUCACACCACCACCACCACCACCUCGAGUCUCCGCUGGAACUCAUCCGCUGCGGCACCGAGCUCUCCAUUGCUGGCCAAACUCAAACAGGACCUGAAAGCUGCAAUGCGCGCUAAAGACCAAGCCAGACUGACCGUGAUCCGCGGAACAAUCUCAGAGAUCAACCAAGCCGCCAGCUCCUCCACGCCGAUUACGACGGACAUGCAGAUCCUUGCUCUGCUCCGGAAGCGACGGUCAUCGAGCGAGACGGCCAAACAAGAAGCCAUCGACGCCAAACGACCCGAGUUUCUCGAGAAGUUGGACUUGGAAAUUGCGGUCGUCGAUGAACUGAUGGGCACUGUGUCCAUGAUGGACGUGGCCGAGAUGCGCAGCAUUGUCCGCGCCACAGUAGAGUCAAUAAGAGGAGGUCAGCAGGGAGGAGGUGAAGGAGGAGAGCUGAAACCCGGCCCCGUCAUGAAAGAGCUCUUGCGGCCGGGAGGACCGUUGCAAGGAAAACCGUUGGAUAACAAAGUGCUCGCUGAGGUGGUCAGGGAAGAGUGCUUUAGCAAUCAUGGCAAUAAGUAA
Messenger RNA from Exophiala spinifera, 636 nucleotides. RefSeq lists its product as uncharacterized. Bases 1 to 636 code for a protein of 211 amino acids. Gene Ontology annotation, cellular component: mitochondrion. NCBI's taxonomy places the organism in Eukaryota, Fungi, Ascomycota, Eurotiomycetes, Chaetothyriales, Herpotrichiellaceae. The record is from RefSeq and is a predicted model, not a curated record. The transcript is spliced from 2 exons. Gene Ontology annotation, molecular function: carbon-nitrogen ligase activity, with glutamine as amido-N-donor.